Messenger RNA from Lampris incognitus (smalleye Pacific opah), 2582 nucleotides. RefSeq lists its product as uncharacterized. The record is from RefSeq and is a predicted model, not a curated record. Bases 128 to 919 code for a protein of 263 amino acids. The transcript has 6 exons. NCBI's taxonomy places the organism in Eukaryota, Metazoa, Chordata, Actinopteri, Lampriformes, Lampridae.
CACAACAUUGUACGUCACACUCCAUUUCGGAGCGAGGGAAGCGUAUGGCGUGAGCAAGACGGACCCACGGACCGCAAACUACAAACAUUAUCUUAAAAAUACAAGCAGACCCACAGAGACGUUAACGAUGAGCGGCGUGAUGAAUUUUAAGAAAUGUGGAUCUGUUCUGGUAACGGGAGCCAGCCGGGGCCUCGGCCUGCAGAUAGUGGAAAGCCUCGCGUCGGGCGCGUUCUCACCGGGGAAGAUUAUCGCCACCGCGCGCAACCCCGGCGGCGCGCAGGAACUUCAGAUGUUGGCAGAUAAACAUCCCAACGUCCAUAUAAUUACCAUGGAUGUAGUGAGCCAGAGCAGUAUAGAGAAGGCCGUUGAAGAAGUGGACCACCUGGUACAUGAAGAGGGUCUGGCCUGCUUAAUCAACAAUGCAGGGGUCAAUGUUGUGGCCAACUUGGACACUGUAAACGCAGAAAAGAUGAUUGAGAAUUUCCACGUCAACUCAGUGUCUCCUCUCAUGAUCACUAAGGCCUUCCUGCCAUUGCUGAAGCGGGCGGCGUCCAGAGGAGAGCCAGGCAGUACAGGGAGAAUGGGCAUCCAUAAAGCGGCUGUUAUUAACAUGAGCUCUCUACUGGGCUCUGUUGAGCUGAACUGGGGGGACAGGGCCAACACCUUCAAAUGGUACCCUUACAGGACAUCCAAGAGUGCCCUUAACAUGGUGACCCGUUGCUUGGCAAUCGAUUUGGAGCCUGAUGGGAUCCUCUGCAUGGCUCUGCACCCCGGCUGGGUCCGCACUGACAUGGGUGGGCCUCAGGCACCACUGAGUCCAGAGGAAAGUGUUUCCAGCAUCUUGUCUGUGAUCGGUGGGCUAAAGGAAACGGACCACGGGUCAUUUCUGCACUAUACAGGAGAGCCAUUGCCAUGGUAAACAUGAUUAACCUGUAGAUGAGCAGAUUGAUUUGGAGCACCGCUACCUUAAGUCUCUGGACAUUUUGUCUCUGCACAAACUAUCUCUGUUCAAAGAUGUAUUCAAUUAUGUCUUGAAUGUUUUGUGCUCUGUGCUUCUUCUUCUGAGAUUUCAUAUUCCUAUCUGGGUAGCUAUGUCAGUACCUCAAAUUUAAAACCAACUGGAUGUUUCAAAUGUUUCAAAAUGUCUUUCAUAUUCAAAUCCUUAGGCCAUCCAAAUUCAUAAUUUGCCUUGCAGAGACAUUUUGAAUGGUGAUCAAGUUUUCUAGAUCAUUGUGGAUGAUGGAGCCAAAUGUCUGUAAAAAUACAGUGUGAAUGACUUGCCCAACCAGCGGGGAUACAUUGUUGUUCAAAUAAAAUUACUACAUCAGAUACUUUAGCAUUCCACAUUUCCAGUUUUGUUGGACUCCUCCCAAACAGUAGUGUUGCGUUAGCGUAGUUCCCGUUCACAAUAAUGCCGCUGCAGCAAUGAGUUAAGCAUUGCUUACUGAAUGAACUUUGAUUACACAGUGCAUUUCAUUGAAUUUUCUCACAACGGUAAAAUAUGAGUUACCCAAAAUGGGGGGGGGGGUCAAACUGAGAUCUUUAUAAUAGUCUAUGGUACUUCCAUGACAAAUCAGAAUGGACAGAGGUUUUCAAAAGCAUAAAACCAACCAGGAGCUGAACUACAAGAUGAAGCUGACUUAAAAUCAUCACGUUACAGGAGUGCCUGUAAAUGACAGAAUCCUCCAUUUCAGCUCAUUUCACCAACAGACAUUAUUCACGUCUGCUUUCUCUGAUACCCAGAGGGAAAGGCCAGGCCAGCUUGUGGCACACACCUGAUGGGGUGCAUUCUCCAGUUACUUUAUGUUAUGUGUUGCUACAGAGCAGGUGAAUCCAGCUGCAGACACAGAUGGAGACCAAAAUAGGGUAAAAUAUAUAUUUAUUGAAAGGCCAGGGAAGAAGGGGGGGCAGGUUAGGUUUAGCUCGGGCUGGUAGCUAAGCCAUUAGUUGCUGUAGUUGCCCGGAUUGGAUGUAGAGGGCCACUGAAGAGAAGCUUGGGGGAAUUCUUAACAAUCUUCUAAGGUGCAGUGUUAGGAAGGUUGCUUUUGAAAUGUAAAAGUUACAGAUUACCAGUUACCCUGUUAAAAAUGUAACGAGUAAUGUAACUAUAUAAUUACUCCAAAUUAAUGUAACUUAUUACAUUUAAUUACUUUUUGAUUACUUUUCUAACAUGUUUUAAAUUGGCCAGAUAGUACAAACCAUUGUCAGUAUGUAGUAAUUUACAUGAUAUCCAACCAUUUUUACAUUUAAUGUAAAGUAAUAUUGUCUCUAAGUUUGACAAUUUAAACAUUUUAUUUCUUCAGUUGAUAGUUCCAUGGCAAAAAGUGAUUUUUUUAUAUAUUUGAAAGCUGUUUUCAUACCAAAGGAAUAAUAUACAUGCAAUAAUGUGUGCAUUGCUUUUCAAUGGAAAAAGUUCCACUGUUUUACUAUUCUGCCCAUUCUAUCAUUUUAAGAUCAAAACUACUGGGCUUUUUUUUAACCUGUAUUUGCAGUUAUUUAUCAAGGUUUUAAUGCUGAAAACAUUGCUAUAGCAAAAGUUAUAGCAUUUGCAGAUUGAAAUAGCAAUAAAAGUAGGUAAAAAU